AUGACUUUUAAUCUAAUACUUAUUGAACUUGUCAUCUCACCAACAUUUCACAACUGCAUGUUUCAGGUAUAUGCUCUAUCAAGAGAUCAGGGAGUUCCAUUUUCAUCCAUCCGGAGAAGAGUGCAUCCGAAACACAAGGUUCCAGCGAAUGCAGUGUGGCUGUGUGCAACCAUCUGCAUUCUUCUUGGACUACCUAUAUUGAAAGUUAAUGUGGUCACUACAAAAACUUCCAUAUGCACAAUAGGAUGGGUUGGUGGAUAUGCUGUUCCAAUUUUUGCAAGGAUGGUCAUGACUGAGAAGAACUUCAAGGCAGGGCCAUUUUAUAUGGGCAAAGCAAGAAGGCCAAUUUGCUUGAUAGCCUUCUUGUGGAUCUGUUAUACCUGUUCAGUCUUCUUAUUGCCAACUUUCUAUCCCAUCACCUSGAACACAUUCAACUAUGCACCUGUGGCAUUGGGUGUAAGUUUGGGUUUAAUAAUGCUUUGGUGGUUUCUGGAUGCAAGGAAAAGGUUCAAGGGUCCUGUUAGAAACGUUGAUAUUCAUAAUGGGAAGUGA
Nelumbo nucifera (sacred lotus) is the source of this 552-nucleotide messenger RNA. NCBI's taxonomy places the organism in Eukaryota, Viridiplantae, Streptophyta, Magnoliopsida, Proteales, Nelumbonaceae. The record is from RefSeq and is a predicted model, not a curated record.